This is a messenger RNA of Myxocyprinus asiaticus (Chinese sucker), 5881 nucleotides long. Its product is annotated as high mobility group protein HMGI-C-like. Gene Ontology annotation, molecular function: DNA binding; transcription coregulator activity. The record is from RefSeq and is a predicted model, not a curated record. Gene Ontology annotation, biological process: regulation of DNA-templated transcription. Bases 4480 to 5538 code for a protein of 352 amino acids. Gene Ontology annotation, cellular component: nucleus; chromatin. Lineage: Eukaryota; Metazoa; Chordata; Actinopteri; Cypriniformes; Catostomidae. The transcript is spliced from 5 exons.
GUGUGUUCAUGUGUGUGUGAGGUGUGCUGGCGUGAGGAUGGAUGUGGAGGAGACUGGAACAGGUCACAUGGAGGCAGCGGCCGCAGCAGAAGAGGCACCGGCUCCCAAACGAAGCAGAGGCAGACCUCGCAAACAACCACAGAAGUCUGAUGAAGUCCCCGCUCCCAGGAGGCCGAGAGGAAGACCAAGAGGCAGUAAAAAUAAAGGCCAGAGGGUCACAACCAUAAUAGAGGCACCCAAAGAAAGGAAACCGCGAGGUAGACCAAGAAAAUGGCCUCAGAAAACCGUUCAUCAGGAAGAACAGCAGCCCUCUCAUCCUGAGGUGGAGGGGGCGGAGUCAACAGAGGACCUGCCCACUCAGACUCUGCCUUCUGAAUUACAACCACAGGACAGCGGCUAAAACUACCUCAUUGGUGACUUCGAUACAACAUUGGAGGCGAUGCUCCAUCUCGGCUGCAACUCAAUGGUUAAAUAGUUUAAAAUAGUUUAAUAGUUUAAAAAGCAACAAUAACUUUUGUUUUCAGGUCAGAACAUUUUAAUGUUCAGACUUCGGAGAACUGAACUGCUUGCAUAAUUUUGUCAAAGAUUAGACUAAAAUUGCAUCCAGGAACUACAAAACACCACAAAACAAUCCCAAUAGGGAAGGAGCCGUUUAUUUAACAUUGUACGUCUCAGGAUUCUGGAGAUAGAUAUUACCAAAGCUUGAAAUUGAUCAUUUUACAGUUGAAACAUGGUGCAUUUUUAAAUUAUUUUUAAGUGUGUAAUAUCUUGUAUUGUUUUUAGUGUUUACAGAGGAGUAAAUGGAUUGAAAAAAUGUCAUUGUGUUCUUAUGAAAAUACAGAUAAAGUGGCCUAUUUUACAACAGUCAAGACUAGUAAAGGGACACAUCAAUAAUGCCUUAAUUGAUUAACAAAUCAUUUGAAUUCAAAACAAGAAGUUGAAAUUGAGUACCUCAGCACCACAAACCUCAUUUAUACUGUUUUCUUACUCUAGAUAAUAAGUAAUGUUUUUUUCUAAAUAUAUAUUUUAUAAUGGCCAGUCUCUGGAGUGUAACAGGAUUAUUUUUGGCACUGUAUUAUCUUUUCAAAAUAUAUAUAUUUUUUAUAUAUCAGACAAAUGGCAAUUUUCCUACACAUUCUUUUAUUGUGCUGACAUGGAGGUGGUGGUAUUUACAACAUUACUGAUGUUUGAAGCAUCUUUAAUUGAUUUUAGGACAUUGAAAUGACAAUACAGUUAUGCAGUUGAAAGAUUCUGGUUUCUUUAUAGCACACGUACAUGUUUGUUUUAAGAACUUGAGAAUAAAACGUUUUUUGUGGGACUUAAAAGUAUUUGGCUGUGAAUCUCUUGUUUAUUGCGUAGAUACAUCAUGGUGUGUAGAGCUAACUUAGCCAUGGAAAACCUGGAAGUAUCAGGAAUUUUACAAAUGUGUUUUCCAGGCCUGUAAAUUAAUACAAUCUCAAAAGGCAUGGAAAUUUCGAUAGUGAAUAUACAUUUUUCUAGUUUUUCUCUGCUCUAAAAUAUUUCAUGAGCUAAAUACUGCUCAUGUUUAGAGUAGAGCAAUAGUGAAGUUGAUCUGAAUGGUCUUAAUCAAAAUGAUUGUUAAAAAUCUGUGUCUAAUUGUGGAAAUUACUUAAAGGGUGGGAACCUUGCUUUUAAUUAAUGGAAUUUAUUAUACUCUAUAAAGAGUCUAAUAAAUUUGUUAUAUUCUUCAGCGGUCAGUAAUGCUGUUUGAAACAUGUUUAUUUACUCAUUCAUGUGCCUUUUAUUGACUAUUGGUUGUUUUUGUUGUAUUAACCAAUAAAAUAUAUUGUUCCCUAUCUGUCACUCACUCGACAUUGUGUCAAUGUAGUGACACUAGGGGUCACACUUUGGAGCCCCAAACACCUCUGCUUUUUUGAAAAAAGGCCAAUUAGAAUUUGUGAGUGGAAUUUGCAUGCGACUCCCCCGGACAUACGGGUAUAAAAGGAGCUAGUAUGCAACCACUCAUCCAGAUUUUCUCUUCGGAGCCGAGCGGUUGUAUUCAGUGCACUGAAUUCAAUUCCCUCCAAAGACGCACCUCAAAACUGCUGGAUUUACGGCGCAUUUCAGCAGCUUCUCCCCCUCUGCACCCGUGAAAUACAGAGAAUGUCCCUGGGCACUUCGGCAGACGAAAAUAAGAGAGUAUAUUCUAAAAGAGUAUAUUUUAAUUCACAAAAAGAUCGGCACACACACAGAACGUCUUUUUAAAGAUGCCUUUCCAUUUGUGUGUUAUUCCUGGUUGUGGUCGUUAUCUCUCCGCUUCUGACAACCACGAUCGCUGUCUUACAUGUCUGGGCACUGCCCACACGGAGACAUCGUUCGUGGAUGAGUCAUAUCCUCAUUGCGAGAACAUGACCAUGGCAACAUUGCGGUCGUGGCUUGCUUUGCUUUCGUAAGAAAGCAAGCCACCCCAGCGGCUCCCCGCACCGGUCCUUCUACCUAUGGGUUUGAGGCCACAUCGGUUAGCACUGGGGCGAUUUGAGGACAUCAAUGGGACCACCUCCACCGGGUAUCCCUCCACGGACCUCCCAUUCCCCAGGUUUGACUUCUCGUUCGGAGCUCGGGAAGACGAUGAAUUAUCGAGCACAGCAUCGGAGAGCGGGCUCAUCCAGUCUGACACAGAGGCUUCGGCUGGGCUUCCUCCUUUGGGAACGGUCACCCAGUCUCACGGUGGAACCCUCCACUCUCCCCUGAACCCUCGCGGCUCGACGAUUGGUUCCUGUGCCGCCCACAAACAAAGGCACCUUUUACUGCCCGGUCCCGGUCUUUCAGCUUCCCUGCUCUCACUACCCCGAUGGUGGAGCAGCCAGGAGGUAUUCGAUGAUCCCCCAAGUGGAUAAGGCGCUCGCGGUGCACUUGUGUCCACAGAGCGCCACCACCUGGUGCAGGAGCCCGAAGCUCCCGUCCAGGACCUGUAGGUUUACAUCAUCCCUGACGACUGUGGCCUGCAGUGCCGCUGGACAAGCCACCUCCGCCCCGCACGCCAUGGCUCUCCUGCAAGUACACCAAGCCAAGGCGCUAGAAGAACUGCAUGGGGGUAGUUCUGACCCGGGAUUGAUGCAGGAACUGCGUUCGGCAACCGACCUCUCUCUCCGGGUGAUGAAGGUCACGGCGUGGUCUCUCGGGCAGGUGAUGUCCAUCCUGGUGGUCCAGGAGCGCCAACCUUUGGCUCAACUUGGUCGAGAUGGGAGAUGCGGACAAGGCACGGUUUUUUGACGCCCCCAUUUCCCAGGUUGGUCUGUUUGGCGACGCCGUCAAGGACUUUGCCCAGCAGUUCUCAGCAGUGAAGAAGCAGAUGGAGGCCAUACAGCAUAUCCUGCCCCGGCGCAGCUUAAGACCCCGCACCCUUUCUGCUCAUCGCCAAGGGCGUCCUCCUGCCGCAACAACACCGGCUCCGCCGCAGCCCGCCCCUGUGGCCCGGCUCUGGCAUGGAGCACUCCGCAGGAAGCAGAUGCCGCUCGUCUAGCGGCCAGCCACUAAGAACCUGAGGAAGGCUUCGAAGCGCCCCCGAGACGGGUGACCCAGGGGCGAGGAGACCCACUACUCUGGGGCUGGUCUACAGAUCACUCCAUCCCCCGGUGGAGAGCCGGGAGGAGAAUCUUUCGUCGCCGCAUGCCCAGGAGGCUGUGGCACCCAAAAGCCUGACAAAAGAAUGGUUCCCUCAUCUCCUGGAUCACAUAUCCAGUGCGCACAGCCGUCGUCACGACCACCGUCCACCGUCCCAUUUUGGCAGGUUUGGCGCUCCAGCGGCAAACCCCCUGCCCCUGUUCGCCCAGCUGUGGCACAAACACGCCCACACGGGAUUGGUUCCAGUGGACUACGGAGACCAGAUUCCUCCUCCCCCCUCCUCGGCCAAUCUUAUGGUGUUACGGCAGGAACCAGGUAAGUGCUUCGGUGUCCCUGGACUCAGCACGGCCCCAGACAUGGCACCUUGAGCUCCGCCCCGCCGCGAGGCCCCACCUGCUGGUACGUCCGACGUGAUCAUUCCCUUGGUCCCCCUCGCCCGGAGUUUGGGCACAUGGCUCGCAAUUUCUAACCCGUCGCAAUGGCUGACACGGACCAUCCGACUCGGCUAAGCGAUUCAGUUCGUCAGGCACCCGCCCAGGUCCAGCGGCGUCCGCUUCACCUCGGUGAAGGGCGAGAAUGCCACUAACUUGCAUGCGGAAAUUGCUAGCCUUCUGUGCAAGGGCGCGAUAGAGCCUGUCCCUCCAGCUGAGAUGAAGAAAGGGUUCUACAGCCCUUACUACAUUGUACCAAAAAAAGCGGUUAGUUGUGACCAAUCCUGGACCUGCGAGUACUGAACCGGGCUUUGCACAGACUCCCGUCCAAGAUGCUGACGCAAAAACGCACUCUAACGAGCGUCCGGCAUCAAGAUUGGUUCGUGGCGGUAGACCUGAAGGACGCGUACUGCCACAUCUUGGUCUUACCUCCACACAGACCCUUCCUACAGUUUUCCUUCGAAUGCCAGGCGUACCAGUACAAGGUCCUCCCCUUCGGCCUGUCCUUGUCCCCUCAUGUCUUCACGAAGAUCACAGAGGCAGCCCAUGCCCUGCUAAGGGAAGUGGGCAUCCGCAUCCUCAACUAUCUCAACGACUGGCUAAUCCUAGCUCACUCUCGAGAGUUGCUGUGCGCACAAAGGGACCUCGUGUUCUGGCACCUCAGCCGACUGGGGCUUUGGGUCAACUGGGAAAAGAGCAAGCUCUCCCAGGUUCAGAGCAUGUCUCAAUGACAGCACGCCUCACGAACAAUAGUGCACAGUCAGUGCUGAACUGCAUGAAGGCAUUCAAACAGAGGACAGCGGUUCCACUGAAACUUUUUCAGAGGCUCAUGGGGCAUAUGGCAUCCUUAACGGCGGCCACACCUCUGGUUGAUGCAUAUGAGACCGCUUCAGCACUGGCUUCAGACUUGAGUCCCGAGAUGGGCAUGGCGCCACGGGACACAUCGCGUGACCAUCACGCUGAUCUGUCACCACCUCUUCAGCCCUUGGACCGACCUUGCAUUUCUACAGGCAGGGGUUCCCCUAGAGCAGGUCUCCAGUCGCGUCGUGGUUACAACAGACGCCUCCAAGAUGGGCUGGGGCGCCGGAUGCAACGGGCAUACAGCCGCCGGCUCCUGGACUGGCCUGCGGCUGUGUUGGCACAUCAACUGCCUAGAGUUGUUGGCAGUGCUGCUCGCCCUGCGGAGGUUCUGGCCGUUGAUCCAGGGCAAGUACGUGUUGGUCUGGUCGGACAACACAGCGACGGUAGUGUACAUCAACCGUCAAGGCGGUCUAUGCUCCCGUUGCAUGUCACAACUCACCCGCUAUCUCCUCCUCUGGAGUCAGCAGCGCCUCAAGUCGCUACGAGCCACUCACAUCCCGGGCGACCUCAACACCGCAGCGGACGCGCUGUCAUGCGCUCCAGAGUGGAGACUCCACCCUCAGGUGGUCCAGCUGAUUUGGAAUCGAUUCAGUCGAGCACAGGUAGACCUGUUUGCUUCCCAGGAAUCCUCCCACUGCCCUCUUUGGUACACCCUGACUGAGGCACCCCUCGGUAUGCGCUGGCACACAGCUGACCCCCUAGACUACGCAAAUAUGCAUUUCCCCCAGUGAGCCUACUUACACAGACCCUGUGCAAGGUCAGGGAGGAUGAGGAGCAGGUCGUCCUAGUAGCAACCUACUGGCCCACCCAGACGUGGUUUUCGGAUCUCACGCUCCUCGCGACAGCCCCCCCCAAUGACGGAUUUCCCUGAGGAAGGACAUUCUUUCUCAAGGAUGGGGCACCAUCUGGCAUCCGCAACCAGACCUCUGGAAUCUCCACGUCUGGCCCCUGGAUGGGACGCAGAAGACCUAAGUGGCAUACCACCCGUGGUGAUGGACAUGAUC